GAUUUCCGGCAUGGUACAAUGUUUGAAUACACAGAUUAAAACAGUACAAUACAAGAAUCGAUGAUCUGCAAAAAAUUUUGCGAUUGAUUUUGUCGAAUUUUUAUUUUUGGUAGAUAUUCUUUAUUAUUUUGUCCGGGCAUGACUGUUUUGCAAAAAACGUAACUGCCGUUGGCGGUUCACUGCGACAACAGGAUCUUAAUAAUUACUUACGAUUAACAAAACACUACUGUGAUUUAUUGAAACCGCCGAUAUGUAGUUUUGUGUUUUCUGUUGUUAUUUUAAUAUUUUAGACUUGCGUUUUUCGCACUCGUACAGAAUAAUACUAUACUUAUCUAUAAUUUUGUUUCACAAGAGCCUACAAGGUGCAAGUUCUAAACUACAGAGCCCACCUAGCAAAAGGUUUUCUGUGUUGAAUCAUGGCGUUCACCCUUUAUUCGUUGUUGGAAGCUGGCUUGCUGAUCGUGAAUGCAAUCGCAGUUCUCAAUGAGGAGCGAUUCUUGCGAAAGAUUGGGUGGGGACGAGAGCACCUUCAACCUGGAGCGGCGUAUUACCAAGGCGCUUAUGCGCCUCCACAGUCAACGAAAGCACAGAUCAUCAAUUUGAUCAACUCCGUUAGGACCGUCAUGAGAUUUCCCUUGAUUUUCCUGAACAUUGGAACGAUGAUUCUCCUCAUCAUUGCUGGAUAAUUUUAAUUAAGUUUUAUUUAGAGAUUUUACAGUAUUUUAAAUAAUCGUCCUCAGAUUUUAACUUGUUCGUCUCUCGUCUGCUUAGUCCACAAAGAACUCAAAGUGUAUGAUAUGAGAUACUGUAUAGCAAGUGUUGCAUAUCUUCUUGACUUUCUAGAACCGAUGUGUACUGCAACAAUUUGUAAAAUUUUGUCAGUUUGGAGAAGCAGUUGUGUGCUACGCUUUUAUGCACUGUAGUUGCACUCUGCGAUUAACAUUUAACAAGUAGGUAAUUUGCUAUCACCAUUAAAACAGAGUUGCAA
This is a messenger RNA of Paramacrobiotus metropolitanus, 988 nucleotides long. Its product is annotated as immediate early response 3-interacting protein 1-like. Gene Ontology annotation, cellular component: COPII-coated ER to Golgi transport vesicle; Golgi membrane; endoplasmic reticulum membrane. The record is from RefSeq and is a predicted model, not a curated record. The transcript is spliced from 3 exons. Bases 417 to 686 code for a protein of 89 amino acids. Lineage: Eukaryota; Metazoa; Tardigrada; Eutardigrada; Parachela; Macrobiotidae. Gene Ontology annotation, biological process: endoplasmic reticulum to Golgi vesicle-mediated transport.